Drosophila melanogaster (fruit fly) is the source of this 1867-nucleotide messenger RNA. RefSeq lists its product as uncharacterized. The record is from RefSeq and is marked reviewed. Bases 31 to 843 code for a protein of 270 amino acids. NCBI's taxonomy places the organism in Eukaryota, Metazoa, Arthropoda, Insecta, Diptera, Drosophilidae. Gene Ontology annotation, biological process: proteolysis. The transcript has 2 exons.
UUUCAUUUUGAUUCGAACACUCGUUGCGGAAUGUCGCUAUACUUUGCGUUUCUCACGACACUGAUAAUCAGCCUUGUGAAUAGUCAAUACUUUAACUACAAUCAGAUACGACGUGAAACAUAUGGCAGUAAUCCCAGAGCGACAUUUCCCUGGGUGGUUUCUGUGCUCGACCAGAGGGAUUGGCUGUUUCGCUAUAUAGGAGUGGGAUCUCUGAUUAAUCCAAAUGUGGUCCUUACUGCCGCUCAUAUUCUGAAUGGAACAACCAAGUAUGAUCUGGUGGUGCGAGCUGGCGAAUGGGAUACCUCGACUACGGCUGACCAGCAGCACGUGGAUCUCGAGGUGCUGAAUAUAGUCUCCCAUGAACAGUUCAACAGAUUCAAUGCCGAAAACAACAUGGCGUUACUCAUUCUGGUAUCCGCAUUUGAGAUGACAGCCAACAUUAAUUUAAUCCCAUUGUACCUACAAGAAGCUGGUAUUCAAAAAGGAUCCUGCUUCUUCAACGGCUGGGGAAAAGUAUAUUUGAACUCGACGGACUACCCCACCGUUCUCAAGACGGUCCAGGUCGAUCUUUUGAGCAUGGGUAUGUGUAGCUCUCGAAAGCUGCCCAUCCAGCAAAUCUGUGGGAAAGGUCUGGAAGGCAUAGAUUGCAGUGGAGACGGUGGGGCUCCUCUGGUUUGUCGGAUACUUACAUAUCCAUAUAAGUACGCACAGGUGGGCAUUGUGAACUGGUUAAGUCAAAAGCCUGUCGAAAAUACAUUCAUCGUCUUUACGAAUGUAGCUGGUCUGCUCCCUUGGAUUGACUACCAUUUAAGACUUGAAGCGAACUUUCGUCCCAGAAGUUGAAAACUAAAGCCUUAGGCAGUUAGCCAGUUAUUUAUUAAAUCUUUAUUCGGAGAAUCAGAAAAGAGAGCAAAUAGUUAUCUGCAGUUAUUUCCUAAAUAAAAUGUGGCCUGUGUCCAAUCACAAACAUUCUACCACGAAAAUUUAUAUAUACAUUCUGAGUAAAAAUACUAUUUCAUUAUCAACUUAAGUCGCUCAAUUCAACAUAAUCAGUUCAAGAAGUGCUGUGCAAGUAUUAUUUUAUUACUUCGUACCAUAAACUUUGUUGCUGCGCAACACGGCGGAUGCGCGAUGUUCAUUGAAAAUGCUUUUUAUAUUCCUAGAAAAAUAACUUGUAAAUAUUGUAUUGUGCCUCGUUUUUUCGCCAAGUGUACAACGCAAGCAGAAAUAAUCUCGGCUAAAAAAUCGCAUUUAAAAGAUGGCAGGUAGCUGAAAUCUGGAGAGGUGGCCAGGAGUUUUGUGGGUGAAACGGCGUUCAAAAGUUAAAGUGUUGCCAUUUUUCAUUUUUUGCACGCUACUUGUUUGUUGUUUUUGGCUUGUUUGUUUGUUUGUCGCUCCACAAAGGCGAGUGUGUGUGUGUGGGAGCAACCAACACAAGCACACGAAACAUAUGAGAGUUGCGUUUGCCCUGUGAAAAAAAGAGCGAUUCGAGUGCUUGUUAGAAAGAGUGCGAGUGCGGUGGGAAAGGGACGCCAGAUGGAUGGGGCAUACGAGUGUUUGCAUGUGUGAGUGAGAUCCUGAAACUCGUUUUGCCGCUAAUUGGAUGCUGAAGGUGUCCUCCGCGUGAGUGUGUGUGUGUUUGUAUGUGUGUAUGGCUGCGGUCAUGUAUCUGUGUGUGUGACGUCCGGAGUUGAAGUUGCCAAACAUCAUUAACAGCAGACCGACACGCCCAACGCCCACGAACUUUCACACUUAAACACACAUGUAUUUGCACCCUGUUUUUCCAAAUUAAUUCAUUGCAAAAGGAAAGCCAUAUUUUAAAUAUCUGAAUAAAUGAAUAUAUUUUAAAAUGUGGUGAAAAAAGUGU